UCUGGAGAUUAGGGAUUUAAGGGGUUUUGAAUGGAUAGAAGGGAUUUGAGGUGAAGAAAGUUAUGAAUGUGUUAAGGUGUAUAUAUAGACAAAAAUAAGCGAUUUUAAGAUUAUUAAAAGAUUGGGGUCUGGAGCAUUUAGUGAUGUUUAUAAGGUCAAGAAGAUUGCAGGAGCUGAUAUGUCAUCAGAAUUUUAUGCUCUGAAGAAGGUAAAACUUGAUGAGCUAGGAGAGACAGAGAAGCAGAAUGCCUUAAAUGAGGUUAGAAUUCUUGCUUCAUUAGAACAUGAUAAUAUUAUUGCUUAUAAAGACGCUUUUAUUGAUCAUAAAGAAAAUGUUCUUUACAUAGUUAUGGAGUUUGCUGAGAAAGGAGAUCUACAGUCUAUUAUUACAAAGAAUAAGAAGAGCACUAUACUAACUGAAGACCGGAUAUGGAGUUAUACUAUUCAAAUGGUUAGAGGACUCUAUGCACUUCACCAACAAGGCAUUGGCCAUAGAGAUCUAAAACCAGCCAAUGUGUUUAUCACCCAGGAUGGAGUCUUGAAAUUAGGUGAUAUGAAUGUUUCAAAAAUUGCUCAGUGAGGAUUAAUGAAAACCCAAACAGGCACUCCUUAUUAUUGAGCUCCUGAAAUUUGGAAAGGACAACAAUAUGAUUUCAAAAGUGAUAUUUGGAGCUUAGGAUGUGUAGUCUAUGAAAUGGCCAUGAAGAAGCCUCCAUUUACGGCUUUGAAUAUUCAAGAGCUAUCUCAUAAGGCUUGUAAAGGUAUCUUUCCAGCUUUAACUUCCGCAUUUUCGACAACUUUGAGAGACCUGGUUAAGAACAUGUUGAAGGUUAUGCCUACACAGAGAUUGUCCUCUUCAGAUAUUAUGGAAAUGGAAGAGCUUGAAACUAAACUAACAAAUACCUGUAAAAAUCUAGACCCUGAGAGUAAAAAUCAUGGAUUAUUAGGUACAAUUAAAAUGCCUAAAAAGCUUCAAGAUCUUGCUGGAAGACUUCCUCGACCAAAAUAUUCAAAGUUAGGCCUCAAAAGGAUGAAUAGUGAGCCUUGUCGGCUCCCUUCAGUGAAUAGUAGAUCAAGAGCUGGAUCUGCCUCUUCCAGGAAGAAGUGGGACUUUGAAAAAUCUGAGAUGAACAAAUUCAUUCCUAAAAGUGUAGUUAGCUCAAAGAAGUUAGAGAAAGACUUCCACCUGAUGAAGCAACAGCCUCAUUCUGGAAGAUAUUUUAGACAAGACAGUAUUGAUAGAAGAGUCCUACAAAGAGCAGCUAGUAAUCUUGUAUCAAGAGGGAACAGCAGAAGGUCUAUUGAUAUCAGCAAAAGAAGUGACUCAAAUAAUUCAAGAAGACACGAAGAACAGAAAGCUCCAGUUGAGAGAAGAAGGUGGGGCAUGCCUCCUAUUGCUUCAAAGCAGCCAUCAGGAAUGAGCAAUCAGCAGCCAAGCAAACCACCUCUCGCAAUGGGAAGACCUCCACUUCAAAAUAUGAAUAUGAAUUCUAACAGCAGAGUAGGAUAUGGAAGCAAUCAGCCUUGAUACAACAGAAGGGAUAACUACCAUAUGGGAAGCUAUGCAAGAGGAAGUCCAAGAGGUAACAGUCCUGGUCUCUUCAGGUUUCAGUAGAGUGACAUUGUUG
This is a messenger RNA of Moneuplotes crassus, 1628 nucleotides long. Lineage: Eukaryota; Ciliophora; Spirotrichea; Euplotida; Euplotidae. The record is from the annotation of a GenBank genome assembly.